This is a messenger RNA of Lucilia sericata (common green bottle fly), 1778 nucleotides long. RefSeq names its product luciferin 4-monooxygenase-like. The transcript has 4 exons. Gene Ontology annotation, molecular function: long-chain fatty acid-CoA ligase activity. NCBI's taxonomy places the organism in Eukaryota, Metazoa, Arthropoda, Insecta, Diptera, Calliphoridae. The record is from RefSeq and is a predicted model, not a curated record. Bases 49 to 1677 code for a protein of 542 amino acids. Gene Ontology annotation, biological process: fatty-acyl-CoA biosynthetic process; long-chain fatty acid metabolic process.
CAGAAAGCACUACACACAACAAACCAAGGAAGACGAAAACCCCAAAAAAUGUUCGAUUUUACAGUUAAAUACGAUGAAGCGGAGAAAAUUUGGCAUGGAGCUAAAAGAAAUCAAAUGUUUAAUGAAAAUGUUUCGGUGGGCGAAAUAGCUCUCUUCAUGAUGCGCAGUAAAAAUCCCCAAGAAAUCUGUCAAAUCAGUGAUUCUGAAAAUAUAACAUUAACAUAUGGUCAAGCCUUAACUACGGCGAUACGUCUAGCUCAGCAUUUUAAAAGAAUGCAGCUUACAGUGGACGAUGUUAUUGGUAUAUUAGCACCCAAUACCACCUACGUAAUGCCAGUUGUUAUGGCUGCCUGGUUUAAUGGAAAUGCAUUUCAUGCUGUUAAUCAUGUUUUGGAAAAAGAUGUGGUUAAACGUUUGUUUGAUAUUACGCAACCCAAAAUUAUAUUUUGCCAUGGUAUACACUAUGAUAAAGUCAAAGAGGCCACACAAAGGUUUAAGCCAAUUAUUUAUACAAUACAGAAUCAUUUGAGUGACGUUAAGAAGAUUGAGGAUUUAUUGGAACCUACCGCAACAGAGCAGUUCUAUCGAGCUGAACCUUUAAAAUAUGGUCCUAAUCAAACUGUGGCCGUUUGCUGUUCUUCCGGAACAACCGGUUUACCUAAAGGUGUUUGCUUAUCGAAUAGACUCUUUUCCACCGAAUUUUGUUUUAGUGUUACAAAUGGUUCCAGCAUCAUGUUUUCCUUUGCUGAAAUAGAUUGGGGUACUGGACUAUUCAAUCUGAUCUGUAAUAUACUAGUAGGCGGUAUAAGGAUUAUAACUACAAAACCCUUUUCACCACAAUAUAUGCUGCAAGUAAUACAAAAAUAUAAAGUGAAUUUUCUCAUGACCUGUCCCUCACAAAUGGUUCAAGUCUCCCUAUUGCCGGGCUAUACCCAAAAAGCCAUGUCCAGUAUACAGUUGAUAUUUAUGACAGGUUCCGCCUGUUCCGAAGCCACACAAAAACGUAUACGUUCAGUUCUAACUACAGGUUACUUAUUAAAUAUCUACGGCACUACAGAAUCGGGUGGUAUAGCAUGUAAUUUCAGCGACUAUAAACCACAAUCGGUGGGUAAAAUUGUACCCAAUAUACAAAUGAAAAUUGUAGAUCAAUUUACCGGUGAACGUUUGGGUGUCAACGAAUUGGGUGAAAUAUGUGUAAGUUCGAUUAACAAAUGGUUGGGCUAUUACAAUAAUCCCGAGGCUACUAAGCAAAUUGUCGAUUCCGAAGGUUUUACACACACUGGCGAUUUGGGUUAUAUUGAUGAAGAACAUUAUCUCUAUUUAGUGGAGCGCUGCAAGGAUGUCAUGAAAUAUGAAUAUUUCCAUUAUUCACCUCACGAAAUCGAAGAGAUUGUCAUGACCAUACCCGGUGUUAUUGAUGUUUGUGUUUUUGGUGUUUUUGACGAAGAGAAAAACGAUAUACCUGCUGCAGCGGUCGUCAAGCAUGCGGAGAGCAGGUUGAAAGAGAAAGAUAUAGUGAAAUUUGUGGAGAGUAAAACCGAGGCACGUUACAAGAGGUUGCACUAUGGUGUGUACUUUUUGGAGGAAAUUCCUUAUAAUAAGAAUGGCAAAGUUUUGCGGCAUUUGGUAAAAGAUAUUUGUUUAGCUAACCGAAAGAUCGAAAUUGGAAAUGUUUAAAAUUAUUGUUCUAAUAGUUAUAAGAAAUGAGUUCUUUUAUAUGAAAAUAAUUUAAAAUAGACGCAGAUUAUAGAUGUAAUUAAAUAAAUUUGUCAUUUCGA